GAGUGUGACCAGAAACCUGACCAGAAGUAGGAACGAAACUAACCUAAUUACUGCUUUGUGUUUAUUUCACAUUCUUAACGUAUUUAAUCCAGUUUUACUUACAGACGCGGAAAAUAAACUCUGCUGAAUUUUUAGAGUCUUGUUAUUUAGUUUUUCCUGCUUUAAUUCCUGUACAACACGUUUUUUUCCCCCGUGUGCCCUGUUGUCAUGUGAAUUAGUUUACCUCAGAAGCUCGUGUUUUUUCUCCUGACAGAAAUAAAGUCAUAUUUUAAUCGUGUUUACAGAGCGACGCUCAUGUUUAUCUGGAUAAUGGUGCGCUUUAAGCUCGCUGGCUGAUUAAAUCUCUGCCUUUAUUCGCUUUACCUGCUGGACUCGACCUGAAGUCAUCAUCCGCCUCACAGCAGAUCUUUGUCCUGUUCGACUGCGGAGUCCCCCGAGUCGGGUGGAUCUGAGGGAGAUUUAAGAUGUUUGCCAGGAAAAAUAAACGUCCAGCGCCUCCCAAAGGCCAAGGAGCUGCUGCAGCCAAACAGAUGGGUUUAUUUCUGGACUUUAACCCCGAGGACAUGAUGGAAGUGAGUGGAAAUGUGGACGAUCCGGAUCUGGAGGCUGAAUUCGCUGCCAUGGUGGGGAAGAAAACGAGCGCUGCUGCUAAAGCGAAAAAAAACGCUAAAGCUCCGUUACCGAUGGAGGAUAUCGCGAGGAUGACUGAGGCGUGCAUGAAGGACCUCGACGACGAUGACGAUGAUGACACUGACCUGGAGGGUGAUGAAGAUCUCCUGGCGGAGCUACAGGAAGUGGUGGGUGAAGAGGAAACUGAUUCUGGGGCAGAAACUGCCACCUCGCCUGGUACUGAGGAAACCGGGACAGUGGAGCUGGAACCACAGGUACCACAGGAAAUGAAGGCACCAUCUACUCCCUCCACCACUGCACCAGCAACAGUAGCAGCAGUUGGUCUGGAACACACACUUCAGGAGAGGAUCGUCAUGUACAACACAGCUCUAAAGAAUGCUAAAGCUGCGGGAGAGUCGGCGAAAGUUCGCCGCUUCGACAGGGGGCUCAAGACACUCCAGAGCAUGCUCGCAACCAUGCGUAAGGGAGGAAAGAUAAACGAAGCAGAGAUCCCGCCUCCGGUAGCGUCUGGUAGCCGUAACGAUGCUGUUCCUCCCUCAACUCCUCCUGCAGCUGCACCGUCUCCAUCUGAGUCGGACAGCGCCGUGGAGACCUCACCCGUGUCCCCAGAGACCGCCUCUGUACCCACGCUGCCGAAAGUGAAAGUGUCCCCACCAGAGACCUCGUCUAUUUCCAUGAAGACAUCCACGCCACCUGCCAGCAGCGACAGUCCGGCUUGUAAGGAGACGCUGUUGGAGAGACAGAAGGAGUACAGGAUCGCCGCUCUGAGGGCGAAACAAGCCGGAGACCUGGAGCAGGCCAAAACACACAUGAGGAGCAGCAAGAGUUUUGAUGCUGCUCUCGCGGCGCUGGAGAAAGGAGAGAGCGUGGACUUUCAUCAACUUCCUCCUUCCCUGUCUGGAGAGACGGAAACUGCUCCAAAGCCGACUGUAAAGAUUUCCCAGUCGACCCCGAACAUGCAGGCGCCCGAGGCCGCGGUGAGUCCGUCCGGCCCGGUUCCGCCCAAAACCGUUUUAGAAGCUCUGGAGCAGAGGAUGGCCAAAUACAAAGAGACAUGCGAUCAGGCUAAAGCCAACGGCGACGACCGCAAAGCGCGCAUGUAUGAUCGCAUCGUCAAGCAAUAUCAAAGUGCCAUCCGGUCACACAAAGCAGGACGAGCUGUUAACUACGAAGAGCUGCCAGUACCGCCAGGAUUUCCACCAAUCCCAGGACAGGAGGCGGUUAAACCCGAGGAAGGAUUGGCUGCUGCUUUGGAGUCGGCCAAUAAGCUCACCUCUAACGAGGCAGAGGGUGGAGAUAAAGAUGAGGAGGGGGAAGAACCAGAGAAAAAAAUCAAACAGCCCAAAGCUCCAGCAGCCGCAGUGGAGAAACAGAAGAAGCCGACCAUCGCAGUUCCUCCGAUGGUCCAGCAUCCUAAAAGAUCUCCUUCACCAUCGCCUGACAGAAGCACCAAGAAAGAGAACAUGUCUUCCACAGUGACGGAGCAGGUGGAGAUGUUGGAGGCUCGGAGGAAGCAGUACAUGAAGGCGGCGCUGCAGGCCAAGCAGAAGAACGAUCUGGAGCAGGCCAAGGGUUACUUACGUACGGCCAAGAGCUUAGAGCCUCUGAUCAGUGCAGCACGCAGCGGCAAACCACUCAACCUCAGCAAGAUCCCAUCUCCCCUGGUGGAUGAGGACGAGGACUUCAUCAUGGUAAAUCGCAGCGAGUUGGAGCUGUCUGAGAAAGACGAGGAGGUCUACGCUCAGCUCAACACCAUGCUGAAGGAGCAGUACGAGAAAUGUAUGAACUACUCCAAGCAGUUUAGUCACAUGGGGAACGUCUCUGAAACAACCAAGUUUGAGAACAUGGCGGCGAGAUGUAAGAAGAGUAUGGAGAUCCUGAAGCUGGCUCAGACCCGAGGACUCGAGCCUCCGAAGCACCACUUUGAGAAGAGAACGUAUAACACCGUCAGGAUAUUUCCCGAGCUCAGCAGCACUGACAUGGUGGUGAUGAUCGUUAAAGGAAUGAACCUUCCCGCUCCUCACGGCGUCGCAUCGAAUGACCUGGACGCGUACGUGAAGUUUGAGUUCCCCUACCCCAGCUCAGAUCAGCCUCAGAAACACAAAACUGCAGUGAUUAAAAACACCAACAGCCCUGAGUACAACCAGAGCUUUACCAUAAACAUUAACCGCAACCACCGCGGCUUCAGGAGAGUGGUUCAGUCCAAAGGCAUCAAACUGGAAGUGUUUCAUAAAGGUGGUUUCUUGAGGAGUGAUAAACCUGUAGGCACUGCACACGUUAAACUGGAAAAACUGGAGACAGAGAGCGAAGUGCGCGAGAUAGUGGAGGUGAUGGAUGGCCGGAAGCCCACAGGAGGUCGUUUAGAGGUCAGAGUUCGUCUCCGAGAGCCCUUAAGCGGGCAGGACGCGCAGACGGUCACUGAGCGCUGGCUGGUGCUCGACCAAUCACACUAGGUCUGAUCUUCACACUGACUGAUGCACCGUGACCUCACACUCCGACACGCUGCUGUUACAGAGUUUGGGAGAAAACGUCACACUUUCACACCAGAACCACACUGGUGGACCACACAGUCCACCAUCCGGAGGAAAAACACACACACACACACCUGUUACACAAAGGGAUUAAAUGAAUGAAUGAAGUCACAUGCUGUAAAUUGUGUCGCACUUCUGCAUCGAUACCAAAGCGACGCGUGGAGCUGGAGCGCGCGGCGGUGCGCGCGGCGGUGCGCGCGGCUCUGCGAGUUCGCGGUUCUUUAUCCUGCUGUUUAAUAGCACAAAGUCUGCUGUAACUCUGACGCUCAAAUGACUCGCCUAUGCAAAAACGCUUUUCUGUCCGCUGCUGGUUUUAUAAACUCGUUUGUACGUCCUAACGCCGAUUUGCUGCACGGAAAGACACGGGUUCAACCGCACGCCAAAGCCGUAAUCCGCGUUCACGCAAACACAAAUGAUUACAACACACACACACACACACACACACAAAGCUUGAAAGCACUGCUGCAUUCGCAUUUAAUACUGCGCAAUCUCUUCUUCCUGAACCGGUUCCUAAACACCCACGUCCACUUCCACUGGUCCACACCCUCAGAGCUCUUCAUCCUCAGACGACCUCCGGUUAGUGGAGGUCAACCAGACACAGUGGAUCAAAAAGUCCUCGAGCAGAAAUAUCGCUCACUGAAUUUUCUGUCCUAGAUUGUCUUAGAGCGCCACCCGCAGGACUGGAGCACCUGUACGUGACGGCUACAUAAACUCGUAAAGGUUCUUUCUUUUUCCUGCAAAAACACUCCCAGGUGUCGUCUUCUCACGAAGUACGCUGAAGUGUUAAGUUGUGUAAGUUUAAGUUUGUUACUGUGUGUGUUUUCACACUUUAGCAGAGUUUAAACCUUUUGAUUUAAUCAUCGUUUUUUAUCAAAAACUUUAAGCAAUAAAUUGUUUGCUAAUGUGAGCGGGCGGUUCUGUAAUUCAAUUAGAAAGUAAUUGUCGUUGUUGUUGGCCGUC
Molecule: messenger RNA, 4121 nt
Organism: Clarias gariepinus (North African catfish)
Lineage: Eukaryota; Metazoa; Chordata; Actinopteri; Siluriformes; Clariidae
Gene: cc2d1b
Product: coiled-coil and C2 domain containing 1B
Exons: 25
Coding region: 465-3083 (872 amino acids)
Biological process (GO): regulation of transcription by RNA polymerase II
Cellular component (GO): nucleus
Molecular function (GO): RNA polymerase II cis-regulatory region sequence-specific DNA binding; DNA-binding transcription repressor activity, RNA polymerase II-specific
Source: RefSeq, a predicted model, not a curated record